AGAUCCGUGUCUUGCUGACUGUUGGGCAGGAGCCAUAGAUCGCACCUCGUUUGUGUUGCUGCACAGUGCACAUUGGCCAGCACGCACGUUAGGAGCGAGGCUUCUCCCGGCCUCGUCUGCUGCCCAGUAGGGCUUGACGCCGUAAUUGUCGCUCACAGUGACGAUCUUUGCGAUUUCCCUUUCUCGCUGAGAUCGCCUUUUCAUGGCGGCUUGCGGCGUGGGGAGCGCUGCGUGUGGGAGAACGCAUCGAGCCCUCGGCAUGACCUUCGCGCUCGCAUUAGCGGCGCUUCUGCUGCUCGGCGCGCAGCCGCAACUCGCGGCGGGAUUCAAGGCGCACGAGUUUAAGACGUGCGACAAAGCGCACUUCUGCAAGCGGAAUCGCAAUCGCGAGCCAGGCACUUCUACUCUGGUCCUACGCUCUGGCGAAAUUAAUCCCAGCGGGAAAUUCGUCGGAAUUAUCCGCAACAAGGCACCUGGGAAAGGGAAAGUGGCGUUGUUUCUCGAGAUCACGGCGUAUUCGGAUUCAACGGUCCGGAUGAAAGUUAACGAGGACGCGUCCAGGAACCGAUUCGAGGUUCCCGAUGUGCUCGAACCAGGGCUGGAGUCUAAGGCCGUGCCGCUUUCCGUGAUUUCGGGGUCGGCGGUGGAGGGUGACGUGGCGCCUGUCCACCUGUCAUUCGGCGAGGGUCGCCGCGCGGUUCUGGCGAAAGAUCCGUUCGCCGUACACGUGUACCGCGGCGACGAUCUGCUCAUGUCGUUCAACGGCAAGGGGCUCUUCGAGUUCGAGCACCGGCGCAACAAGACGGAACCCCCCGCCGCUGCGGGGGAAGCCGCGCAGGCGGAAGGCGCAAAGGCGGAAGGCGCGGGGGCGGCGGCGGAAGGCGGGGAGAAUAUCCUCGAGCAGGCGGUGGAGGGGGAGGGGGAGGCGAAGAGCGACGGCGGAGCGGAGGGGGAGGGGGAGGCGGAGGAGGCGGAGGCGGAGGAGGGGGAGAUUAUCGGGCAUGACGCGGAGGACGAGUCGUGGGAGGAGACGUUCAAGGGGCACUUCGACUCCAAGCCGCGCGGCCCCGAGGCCAUCAGCUUCGACGUCACCUUCCACGGCGCGCAGAACGUCUACGGCAUCCCGGAACGCGCCACGAGCUUAUCCCUGCGCCCCACUAAAGGCCCUGGCGUGCACAGCGAGCCAUACAGACUCUACAACCUGGACGUCUUCGAGUACCUGCAUGAGUCGCCCUUCGGGCUCUACGGGUCCAUCCCCAUGAUGCUCGCUCACAGCGCCGCGCGCACCACCGGCGUCUUCUGGCUCAACGCCGCCGAGAUGUGGAUCGACGUGCUGGCCAAGCCCGAGAAUGCGACCACGCCAGAGGUGACCACCUACUGGAUAGCGAGAGCGGCAUUCUCGACCUCUUCUUCUUCCUGGGCCCCUCACCGGCCGGCGUGGUGCGGCAGUACACGGCGGUGACUGGCACGACAGCCAUGCCACAGCUGUUCGCGGUGGCGUACAGCAGUGCCGGUGGAACUACAAGGACGAGGCGGACGCGCUGGCUGUGGACGCGGGGUUCGACGAGCAUGACAUCCCGUAUGACGUGCUGUGGCUGGACAUCGAACACACGGAUGGGAAGCGGUACAUGACUUGGGACUCACCACUUUCCCCAUCCAGCCGACAUGCAGAACAAGUUCGCGGC
Closterium sp. NIES-67 is the source of this 1685-nucleotide messenger RNA. NCBI's taxonomy places the organism in Eukaryota, Viridiplantae, Streptophyta, Zygnematophyceae, Desmidiales, Closteriaceae. The record is from the annotation of a GenBank genome assembly.